AUGUCCAGGCCAUCUAAAAAACAUAUAAUCUCUUUUGAUGCCUAUAGCACCUGCAAAAGAUCUAAAUCAAUCACUAAAGCGAGUAAUGUGAAACCUUAUAAACACACUGAUCAGUCUGCAUCCUACUCUGAUCUUCCCUCACCCACACUAAACGUGCACCGUUUACUUGGACAAGACAUAUCACUACCUUGCAUCUCGCUUGUCGAUAUAAAUAAGAGCAGUCACAAACCGUUAGAGUCGACAUCAUUUGUCAGUCCAAACAAAAGCACCACAUGUUGUGAGCAGUAUUUAGACAGUGCUGUUGACCCCAAACACCCAGCAAUCUCACAAUCGGUCAUCCUGAAUAGCGGCCCACGGAGUACAUGUAAGCCUGCCUACAAUAGCCAGCCCGAUGAUGUAGAUCUUGACUACUCACCCAGACAUAUACCCCAGACACAUCCCCCAACCAAGUGUGCACAAAGUGACCAUCCACUAGACACAUGCAACAGGCCUGUAUGUAACCAUAUCGACCUUAAAAACUUUGAUAUAAACUCCAAUAAUCUCACCACUGGUGGACCUAAAAGCAGCAAAACAGAACUUAGCCUCACCCAAACUAUUCAAGACCUAUUACCGUACAAAUAUUUAAUCAGUGUUCCAGAAAAUCCCGAUCUGGAAAUUAUAAAAAACACUGAAAAAGUAAUUGACCAUAUAUCAUCUGAAGUGUUGAAAAGACUUCAGUGUAUGCAGAAUGUCAUUGUGUAUAAUAUACCUGAUAGUACGAACAUAAAAAUUGCUAAAAAUACUCUACUAUAA
Molecule: messenger RNA, 792 nt
Organism: Schistosoma curassoni
Lineage: Eukaryota; Metazoa; Platyhelminthes; Trematoda; Strigeidida; Schistosomatidae
Source: the annotation of a GenBank genome assembly